Messenger RNA from Loxodonta africana (African savanna elephant), 6768 nucleotides. It is a transcript of the gene CLOCK, whose product is annotated as clock circadian regulator. The record is from RefSeq and is a predicted model, not a curated record. Gene Ontology annotation, cellular component: CLOCK-BMAL transcription complex; nucleus; cytoplasm. Lineage: Eukaryota; Metazoa; Chordata; Mammalia; Proboscidea; Elephantidae. Bases 2429 to 4543 code for a protein of 704 amino acids. Gene Ontology annotation, biological process: circadian regulation of gene expression; regulation of transcription by RNA polymerase II. The transcript is spliced from 16 exons. Gene Ontology annotation, molecular function: DNA-binding transcription factor activity, RNA polymerase II-specific; E-box binding; protein dimerization activity.
AUCUUAUACACAGAAAACCCUAAGGAAUCCUCCAGAAAACUACUGAAACUAAUAGAAGAGCUCAGCAGAGUAUCAUGAUACAAGAUGAACAUACAAAAAUCAGUUGGAUUCCUCUACACCAACAAAAAGAACAUUGAAGAAGAAAUCACCAAAUCAAUGCCAUUUACAGUAGCCCCCAAGAAGAUAAAAUAUUUAGGAAUAAAUCUUACCAGAGAUGUAAAAGACUUAUACAAAGAAAAUUAUAGUACACUUCUGCAAGAAACCAAAAUGGACUUACAUAAGUGGAAAAGCAUACCUUGCUCAUGGAUGGGAAGACUUAACAUUAUAAAAAUGUCUCUUCUACCAAAAGCGAUCUAUACAUUUAAUGCAAUUCCGAUCCAGAUGUCAACGACAUUCUUUAAAGAGAUGGAGAAACAAAUCAUCAGCUUCAUAUGGAAAGGAAAGAGGCCCCAGAUAAAUAAGGCAUUACUGAAAAAGAAGAACCAAGUGGGAGGCCUUACUUUACCUGAUUUUAGAACCUGUUAUACCGCCACAGUAGUCAAAAUACCCUGGUACUGGUACAACAGAUACAUAGACCAAUGGAACAGAAUUGAGAAUCCAGACAUAAAUCCAUCCGCAUAUGAGCAGUUGAUAUUUGACAAAGGCCCCAAAACAGUUAAAUGGGGAAAAGACAGCCUUUUUAACAAAUGGUGCUGGCAUAACUGGAUAUCCAUGUGCAAAAUAAUGAAACAAGACCCAUACCUCACUCCAUGCACAAAAACUAACUGAAAAUGGAUCAAAGACCUAAAUACAAAAUCUAAAAUGAUAAAGAUCAUGGAAGAAAAAAUAGGGACAAUGCUAGGAGCCCUAAUACAUGGCAUAAACAGUAUACAAGACAUUGUUAAGAAUGCAGAAGAAAAACUAGAUAACUGGAAGCUCCUAAAAACCAAACACCUGUGCUUAUCCAAAGACUUCACCAAAAGGGUAAAAAGACUACCUACAGACUGGGAAAAAGUUUUUAGCUAUGACAUUUCCAGACAGUGCCCGGUCUCUAAAAUCUACAUGAUACUGCAAAAACUCAAUUAAGACAAAUAACCCAAUUAAAAAAUGGGCAAAAGAUAUGAAUAGACACUUCACUAAAGACAUUCAGGUAGCUAACAGAUACAUGAGGAAAUGUUCACGAUCAUCAGCCAUUAGAGAAACGCAGAUCAAAACUACAAUGAGAUUUCAUCUCACUCCAACAAGGCUGGCAUUAAUCCAAAAAACACAAAAGAUUAAAUGUUGGAGAGGCUGUGGAGAGAUUGGAACACUUCUACACUGCUGGUGGGAAUGUCAAAUGGUACAACACUUUGGAAAUCGAUUUGGCGCUUCCUUAAAAAGUUAGAAAUAGAACUACCAUACGAUCCAGCAAUCCCACUCCUCGGAAUAUAUCCUAGAGAAAUAAGAGCCUUUACACGAACAGAUAUAUGCACACCCAUGUUUAUUGCAGCACUGUUUACAGUAGCAAAAAGAUGGAAGCAACGAAGGUGCCCAUCAACAGAUGAAUGGGUAAAUAAAUGAAGGUAUAUUCACACGCUGGAAUACUACACAUCAGUAAAGAACAGUGAGGAAUCUUUGAAACAUUUCAUAACAUGGAGGAACCUGAAGGCAUUACGCUGAGUGAAAUUAGUCAGUUCCGAAAGGACAGAUAAGACCACUAUUAUAAGAAUUUGAGAAAUAGUUUAAACUGAGAAGAACACAUUUUUUUGUGGUUACAAGAGGGGGGAGGGAGGGAGGAUGGGAGAGGGGUAUUCACUAAUUAUAUAGUAGAUACGAACUACUUUAGGUGAAGGGAAAGACAACACACAAUUCAGGCGAGGUCAGCACAACUGGACUAAACCAAAAGCAAAGAAGUUUUCUGAAUGAACUGAAUGCUUCGAAGGCCAGUGUAGCAGGGGCAGGGGUUUGGGGACCAUAGUUUCAGGGGACAUCUAAGUCAAUUGGCAUAAUAAAAUCUAUUAACAAAACAUUCUGCAUCCCACUUUGAAGAGUGGCAUCUGGGGUCUUCAACACUAGGAAGCAGCCAUCUAAGAUGCAUCAAUUGGUCUCAAUCCACCUGGAUUAAAGGAGAAUGAAGAACACCAAGGACACAAGGCAAUUAUGAGGCCAAGAGACAGAAAGGGCCACGUGAACCAGAGACUACAUCUUGAGACCAGAAGAACUAGAUGGUGCCCAGCUACAGCUGAUGACUGCCCUGACAGGGAACACAACAGAGAACCCCUGAGGGAGCAGGAGAGCAGUGGGAUGCAGACCCCAAAUUCUCAUAAAAAGACCAGACUUAAUGGUCUGACUGAGACUAGAAGGACCCCGGUGGUCAUGGCCCCCAGACCUUCUGUUGGCCCAGGAUAGGAACCAUUCCCGAAGCCAACUCUUCAGACAUGGAUUGGACUGGACAGUGGAUUGGAGAGGCAUGCUGUCUGAUCUUGUGGAUCAAAGUAUAUUUAAUUUUAUCCCAGAGGGGGAACAUUCAGAGGUUUAUAAAAUACUGUCUACCCAUCUGCUGGAAAGUGAUUCAUUAACCCCGGAGUAUUUAAAAUCAAAAAAUCAGUUAGAAUUCUGUUGUCAUAUGCUUCGAGGAACGAUAGACCCAAAGGAACCAUCAACCUAUGAAUAUGUGAAAUUUAUAGGAAAUUUCAAAUCUUUAAACAGUGUGUCUACUUCAGCACACAAUGGUUUCGAAGGAACUAUACAACGCACACACAGGCCUACUUACGAAGAUAGGGUAUGUUUUGUAGCUACUGUCAGGUUAGCUACACCUCAGUUCAUUAAGGAAAUGUGCACUGUUGAAGAACCUAAUGAAGAGUUUACUUCUAGACAUAGUUUAGAAUGGAAAUUUCUAUUUCUAGAUCACAGGGCACCACCCAUAAUAGGAUAUUUGCCAUUUGAAGUUCUGGGAACAUCAGGCUAUGAUUACUAUCAUGUGGAUGACCUAGAAAAUUUGGCAAAAUGUCAUGAGCACUUAAUGCAAUAUGGGAAAGGCAAAUCAUGUUAUUAUAGGUUCCUGACCAAAGGGCAACAGUGGAUUUGGCUUCAAACUCAUUAUUAUAUCACUUAUCAUCAGUGGAAUUCAAGGCCAGAGUUCAUUGUUUGUACUCACACUGUAGUAAGUUAUGCAGAAGUUAGGGCUGAAAGACGGCGAGAACUUGGCAUCGAAGAAUCUCUUCCUGAGACAGCUGCUGACAAAAGCCAAGAUUCUGGGUCUGAUAAUCGUAUAAACACAGUCAGUCUCAAGGAAGCAUUGGAAAGGUUUGAUCACAGCCCAACCCCUUCUGCUUCCUCCAGGAGUUCAAGAAAAUCAUCUCACACAGCAGUUUCUGACCCUUCCUCAACACCAACAAAGAUCCAAACAGAUACGAGCACUCCUCCCAGACAGCACUUAACAGCUCAUGAGAAGAUGGCACAAAGGAGGUCAUCAUUUAGUAGUCAGUCCAUAAAUUCCCAGUGUGUUGGUCAGUCAUUAACACAGCCAGUGAUGUCUCAAGCUGCAAAUUUACCAGUUCCACAAGGCAUGUCCCAGUUUCAGUUUUCAGCUCAGUUAGGAGCCAUGCAGCAUCUGAAAGACCAACUGGAGCAACGAACCCGGAUGAUAGAGGCAAAUAUCCAUCGACAACAGGAAGAACUAAGAAAAAUUCAAGAACAACUUCAGAUGGUUCAUGGCCAGGGGCUGCAGAUGUUUUUACAACAGUCUGCCCCUGGAUUGAAUUUUGGCUCUGUUCAACUUUCUUCUGGAAAUUCAUCUAACAUCCAGCAACUCGCACCUAUAAAUAUGCAAGGUCAGGUUGUUCCUACUAACCAGAUACAAAGUGGACUGAAUACUGGACAUAUUGGUACAACUCAGCACAUGAUACAACAGCAGGCUUUACAAAGUACAUCUACUCAGCAAAGUCAACAAAAUGUACUGAGUGGGCGCAAUCAGCAAACACCUGUCCCCAGUCAGACACAGAGCGCUCUCACAGCCCCCCUGUAUAACACUAUGGUGAUUUCUCAGCCGGCAGCAGGGAGCGUCGUCCAGAUCCCAUCUAGUGUGCCACAGAACAGUACUCAGAGCGCUGCGGCAACUACUUUCACUCAGGACAGACAGAUAAGAUUUUCUCAAGGUCAGCAACUUGUGACCAAAUUAGUGACUGCUCCUGUAGCUUGUGGGGCAGUCAUGGUACCCAGCACUAUGCUUAUGGGUCAGGUGGUGACUGCCUAUCCUACGUUUGCCACACAGCAGCAACAGUCACAGACACUGUCAGUGACACAGCAGCAGCCACAACAGCAGAGCUCCCAGGAGCAGCAGCUUACUUCAGUUCAGCAGCCAUCUCAGACUCAGCUGACCCAACCACCACAGCAGUUUUUACAGACUUCUAGGUUGCUCCAUGGGAAUCCUUCAACUCAGUUCAUCCUCUCUGCUGCAUUUCCACUACAACAGAGUACUUUCCCUCAGUCCCAUCACCAGCAACACCAGUCUCAGCAACAGCAGCAGCUUAGUCGGCACAGGACUGACAGUUUGACUGAUCCUUCCAAGGUUCAACCACAGUAACACACAUGCCUCCUCUCUGACAUCAAGGGAGGAAGGGUUUGGCCCAUAAAAGUUGCUCAGAUACCUGAGGAUAGGAGGAAAUUUCCAGUGGCUUCAUGAGAUGCAGUAUUAAAUGUUUUAGUUCCUGGAAUUAGUUGGCAGGGAAAAUGCUACCUACUGCUACAGAUGUACAUUAAAUACCAGCCAGCAGGGGAUGAUCAUAGGGAUGUCGCCAGCUCUGACAGUGUUGUAUUGCCCAGAUAUUUUUCGAUGGGAAAGAGUAUAUUGCCAAAUGUUAAGAAGCUCAGCUAUGAAACAUGACCUCCAGUGAAUCAGAAAGGCACUAACAAUGUUAGUAACUUUGAGUGGUUCUGUGCCUGUUAUCAAGUGUUACAGAGGACACACCACUGCCAUGUCAGGGGUUUGCUUACAAUGAUGCCAUGAAGACAGCCCAGUAGACUCAGUAGACACACCUCCCCAGCCCUCUCCCUUUUCAGAUAAUGAUGGAAUAGUAGUCACUUUCAGAAUGUUGUGUGGGUUCAAAUUCUUUAUUGUACAGAUGCUGUAAAAAUACUAUGUAAAUGUCUGGAUAAAGGAGAGAAAGCAAAACAUGUUGUAUGCUGCAUGAAAGCAUUAUCUCUUGUAGGUAUGAAUACAUUUCAUUAGAUUCUGCCACCAUGUGUGAAAUAAUACACCCUCUGUUUUCCCUUUUGUUUACAACAUGAUAGCGUUCUAUUCAGUUUUCCGGGGCACAAGCAGAGACAGACUGCCCAAUAAGCAGGGUACACACGGGCUUACUUGUGCUUACUUACUCAUCUGUAGUGCAGAAUUUCACUGCAUCAAAGAUGUGGUAAAACCCCUGUAAAAUUGUGCACUAGAGAUGAGUGAGUAAGCACAAGUAAGCCCAUGUGUGCCCUGCUUCCUGUAAGCUGGUGUACUGUGCUCACUGGUAAACCCGCCCCGGGCACAAGUCCUCUUUCCUACCUUAGCUGUGAUGUCGCAGUUGGUUCGGUGCGUAAUGAUGUGCUGCUGGGAGUGGAUUUUUUUCAGGUUAAAUUAUUGAUGUAACAGGAUUUUCAAGUUAGUCAGAAAUACCCUCAUUUCAUUAUUUUUCAAUCAUGUAUGUUUGAAAAUAGGAUUUGCACUGCUUUAUUUUAGAUGGUUGGGAAUUUUUGAUCACGUUUUAAUAUAGUUCAUAGUUGAAAAUAUUUGCGUAAAUGGUUUUCAACAGGCCUGAAAGUAAUUUCAAGAAUGUCUAAGUUAUAGGAGUAAAAUUUGCACAGAAAACAUAUUUUAGGCACUUUUUAACAUUCUCAGUGGUGGGAAUUUUAACUUUAGGAUAUGUUGGAAUCUUUUUAUUAUCCUUCACAAUUUCAGUGCUUCUUUUAGUCAGAAAUGAUUCAGGGUUAUUUGAGGGGGAAAAAAAAAAAUCCCAUAGUGCCUUGAUUUUAAUUCAGGUGAUAAUUCACCAUCUUCAACUCACUGUCUGGUUUCAGUAGCAAUUUUGAAAUCUUAGUACAUUUUUAACAGCAUGUGGGUGUCAAUAUUGUUUUUCUCCUAGGUUCCUAUGAAGACUGCUCUGAGUGUUUUGGACUGGAGGUAUGAAUAAUUUAGAAAUAAAAGAUGACAUCCUACUAUCAAAGUUAAAGCUAAAUAGUCAUUUAAGAAUUGCUAAUAAAGAUUUGUGCACUACAAACUUGAUUUUCCUACAAAGAAAAAAAGGGGUAGGAAUUGGCUUUGUUUCCAUCACAGCAUUGGAAUGUUGUGACUCACAUGCUUUCUGAACAUGAACUAAGAUUUCAUAUGGCAUUUUAUAGAUUUUAUGGUACUGAUAAUAAAAUUCACAUCUACAGAGCAAAGGAAGGUAUCUUAUUAGACUAUAAAAAACUAUUACUGAGGAAAAGGAGAACAACAACCUAUAGUAAAUCAGAAUUACCCUUAAAGGAAAAUAUUUUAAACUACAACAGAGUUGAGGUUGUUAAUAGUUUUGAGCAGUGAAAAUAACCUAAUGCAGAAUUGCUAGAUAAAGGGGUCAGAGAAAUUCUAAAUCAGUUAAGACUUUCCUGUCCUCAGCUUGCUGUCAUCCUUGAGGUAUAUACUUUGUCUUUCUGUAGAAAACUAUACCUGGCCACAUAACGUAGAGCAUUUAUGUUGAAAAGAAAAUGAAACAACCAAAGAAAGCUGGUACCUACCCUUCUAUAAAAGAAGCAUGAGGAUACCAAUCAAAAAUUAAAUACCAAGGAAUU